AUGGACAACAACAACCAGAAUAACAUUCAAACUACAAACAAAAGUACAUCCAAUGCUCAAUCAAAUUCUCAAUCAAUCCAUUCAUUCGAUUCUUCAACCGGUGCUUCGAUUCAUAAUGUUGAAAUUCCUUAUAUCCUUCAAAUCGGAACUGAAAUGGUCAAGGUGUCUGCUAAGAAAACUAUUCGGAUUAAAGUUUCUUUGAAUCAUGAACGAGGUCAAAUCGUUUGGGAAAGUAAAAAAGGAGGUUCAUUAAAUAUUGAAUCGAUUCGAGAAAUUCGAUUUGGUCAAGACGCAGGAUAUUAUAGAUCUCAAUACAAGAUUCAUCCUGAAUAUGAAUCAGUUUGGCUAACGAUUAUAUAUAUUUCGAAAAAAUCAACUUAUAAGAUGUUACAUCUCUUUGCCAUUCAACCUGAUCAUUUUAAGAUAUGGAAAGUAACUUUGGAAAAGAUUUUGGAGUUUAGAAGAGAAUUGUUGGGUGGAUUGAAUCAUAUACGUAAACGUCAGGCUUAUUGGCUUAAACAACAUUGGAUUGAGGCUAAUGCCAACUCAGAUCCAAAAUUGAACUUCAAAGAAACCGUUGAAUUGUGUAAAAGAUUAAAUAUCUCAAUCCCAGAAUCAUCUAUCAGGACGAAUUUCAAUAUGGCAGAUUCAGAACAGAAAGGUUAUUUGGACUUUUCGGGAUUCCAACAGUUUAUUAAACUCGUUAAAAGACGUACAGAUCUUGAUGAGAUCUUUCAAAACAUCACGUCUGGUAAAGAGACCAUGAGUGUUGAAGACUUCAUUACAUUCAUGCAGACCGUUCAACGUUCUCCAUUAUCAACAUCUAGCUUACAAUCGAUUUACUCCAAGUUUCUAGAUGAACCCGAUGAAUCGGUUUCGAAUCCUAAUCCUGAGUUACCUAUCCCUUCAAAGUUAAUGAAUAUCGAAUCAUUCAAUAGCUUUCUUCAAUCAUCUGAUAACUCACCUACCAAUGAGGCACACCUUCGGGUUUGUCAAGACAUGACUCAUCCGAUUUGUGACUACUUUAUCUCAAGUUCACAUAAUACUUAUUUGGUGGGAAAUCAACUCAAGGGUGAGAGUACGGUUGAGGGUUAUAUCCGAGCGUUACAAGAAGGUUGUCGGAGCGUUGAACUUGAUUGCUGGGAUGGAGAUUCAGGCGAACCUGUAAUAUACCAUGGUCGUACAUUAACGAGCAAGUUAUUAGUUUCAGAAGCACUCAAGGCGAUCUCAAAAUACGCAUUUGCUGCUACACCUUAUCCACUUAUCUUAUCAUUAGAAGUACAUUGUCAACCAGUACAACAAGAUCGAUUGGCUGAAUUGUUAAAGAUUCAUUUGGGUGAUGCUUUAGUGGAUCAAAGGUUAGAUGGAGUGGAUGUGGGGAUCUUACCUAGUCCUCAACAAUUGAUGUAUAGGAUCUUGAUUAAGGCUAAAAAACCAACUUUGGCUCUUAAUUCAUCUGACCUAUCACCUGGGCUCUCAUCUGAAGCUGAUCAACCUGUUUCUGCUACUGCUACUACUACUACUACAUCGGGAUCAUCUACCAGUUCAGAUUCAGAUCUCAAGCGCAUGUUUUCAAAUGCGUCUAGUCGAUUGGGUCAUCGAUUUAAACGAAUCUCAACUAAAGUCAUCUCACCACAACCUUCAACACUCGAUUCGAUCCCAUUCGAAACCUUGACAGUUUCUUCACAACUCACUUCAACCCCUUUACCAAGUCAAAGUAUGAAAAAGAUACCAAGUGAACCGAUCACCCAUACGCUUUCAGAUAUAGCAGUUUAUACUAUCGGAGUCAAAGCUAGAGGUUUCAAUAAGAUUACCAAGUAUGAAUUAGAAGAUUGUGUUUCGUUGAGUGAAAGAGCUGUGAAUAAGUUUUUGAAGAGUGGAUCGACAGAUUUGAUUGGUCAUACUCGGUCUCAUCUUACUAGAGCUUAUCCUGCUCCUACUAGAGUGUUUAGUGGAAACUUUUUGCCUCAUCGGUUUUGGGGACUUGGAAUUCAAUUAGUGGCUUUUAAUUGGCAAACGUUUGAUUUAGGAAUGGAAUUGAAUCAGGCAAUGUUUAAUUUGAAGAACGGAAGAGCUGGAUAUGUUUUGAAACCUGAGGUUUUGAGAAUCAAAGGAAAAGAAAAAGAUGCAGCGAUUAGGAUACAUAAGUAUGAACUUGAGAUUGAGAUAAUUUCUGCUCAACAGUUACCUAGGUGUUCUGGUGCUUUAGAAGAUGAGAAUGGACCUGAUUCGGUAGUGGAAGUUCAGCUUAUUAGUCAUUCUUGUCAGAAUAAUCAAAUCCCUAGUUCUAUGAAACGGAAAACUAAAGUGGUGAAGAGGAACGGAUUGAAUCCGAUUUUCAAUGAAAAGUUCAAAAUCCCAUUUGAUGUACAAGGAGGAAUGUUAUCAUUAAGUUUUUUAAGAUUAUUAGUUUGUGAUGAUCAACUUGGAGAGAAUGAUGAGAUACUUGGUAGGAUUUCGAUUGGAUUAGAUUCACUUCAACCUGGGUAUAGACAUUUACCUUUGGUAGAUGAAGUAGGUCAUCCAUUGAUGUUUGCUUCUUUAUUUAUUAAAAGUCAAAUUAAAGAAAUCGUGGAAGGAUGA
This is a messenger RNA of Melampsora larici-populina 98AG31, 2583 nucleotides long. RefSeq lists its product as uncharacterized. Gene Ontology annotation, biological process: lipid metabolic process; phosphatidylinositol-mediated signaling. The transcript is spliced from 14 exons. The coding region runs from base 1 to 2583 and encodes 860 amino acids. The record is from RefSeq and is a predicted model, not a curated record. Gene Ontology annotation, molecular function: phosphatidylinositol-4,5-bisphosphate phospholipase C activity. NCBI's taxonomy places the organism in Eukaryota, Fungi, Basidiomycota, Pucciniomycetes, Pucciniales, Melampsoraceae.